AGUAAUUACACGGUCGGCCGCGAGCGGCGCUGUGCCGCGAUGUACUACGCACGUGGUACCAGCCGGUGAUCCGUCUGCAAGCAUGCGACGCACACUGACGGGCACACUGGUACUGCUGUUCCUUGCAGUUGAGACAUCAGCAACCCGCUGCGACGAGGCAACGACGGCACAAGUAGCUGAGGGCAACUUCGGACAGUCCGGAGUGUUCAACUGGCUCGGAGUACUCAAAGUACAAUCAUAUGACAACAAGAAGGUGACGACGGCGCUGACUGGGAUCGUCCUGGUGACGGCCAAGCAUGUGCUGGCCAACGCAGACGACGUCGUCAGGAUACCGCGACAUCUGUUCGAGUCAAACACCAAGGCGAUGUUCAUGCCUGCGAAGGGCGUGGAGUGGACGGCCCCGGCCAAGUCCUACUCCACGCACCCGGAGUACGAGUACACCACCGUCAACACCAUCGCCAUAGUCGAACUGGAUGUCGAGGAUGUGACCGACUUUCCGUUGAAUCCAAUAUGUCUGCCGAGCCCCUCAUCGUCUGCUCCUCAUCAAUCGUCUAAGUUCCUGUACCUCACUGGGUUUACAGAUGAGAACCGCGUGUUACAGAAAGUUAUUUACAAGAUACAGUACCUGGACGAGAGCGUCUGCGAUGAGUUCUACAACAGAGUCGGCCUACCGACCAGGAACAGCCAGCCCACGUCGUACGUGUGUGGGUACGCGACACGGAACGGCUCCACGCACUGCGCCUGGGACAACGGCAUGGCGCUCGUCUCCAACGCCAGCGAGGGCAUCUUCUACCUGCUCGGGUUCGGUGUCCGCGGUCCUGGCUGCGCGGCCCCGGCUCGCUUCAUCGACGUGUUCCCCUUCCUGCCCUGGAUCGCUGCCACCACCACUGAGCCGGAGGAGAUGUACGACGCGCCCGACUACGGACACUCCGUGGACCAACUCGAACCAAUCUAAUUCGCUUCUACGACAAAACCCUUCUUUUAAGUCCUAAACACUUAUUGUAGUUAAUGGAAGGAGUAGUUCUAGGUUUAUUUAUAAUUUUAUUAGUAGUU
This is a messenger RNA of Spodoptera frugiperda (fall armyworm), 1053 nucleotides long. RefSeq names its product clotting factor B. The record is from RefSeq and is a predicted model, not a curated record. Gene Ontology annotation, biological process: proteolysis. The transcript has 8 exons. Gene Ontology annotation, molecular function: serine-type endopeptidase activity. Bases 83 to 955 code for a protein of 290 amino acids. NCBI's taxonomy places the organism in Eukaryota, Metazoa, Arthropoda, Insecta, Lepidoptera, Noctuidae.